Molecule: messenger RNA, 781 nt
Organism: Triticum aestivum (bread wheat)
Lineage: Eukaryota; Viridiplantae; Streptophyta; Magnoliopsida; Poales; Poaceae
Exons: 2
Coding region: 26-538 (170 amino acids)
Source: RefSeq, a predicted model, not a curated record
CGUUGACAGAUUUGUGCUGCACAAGAUGUUCCCGUUGCACUCUAGCUUUAUGGAGGUCACCAGCUGCUCAGUGGAAGAUACAAUCUCAGUGCGGCUUAUGACGGUUUUCAAUGGUUUUGUGUACUUUGAUCAGUUCAAAUCCCCUGAGUGGUUCCUGUCCUUGUCUCUGGAAACAGCAGAGCUGAAGCAGCAUCUGAAGAAUAGAAAGCGACCUAGCUUCCACGUCCAUCCCUACUCGGCCUGGCCUCCUUCUAUGGAAUACAUCUCGGAGGAUUCAAAAUCUGAGGUUACUGGAAAAGGUGUUGAUUAUGUCGGUCUUGAGAGUACAGAAAAGGAUUCAUCUGUCCUUAUAAAAGCAUUACGAUCAUAUAAAGAAGCUUUGAUUAAGGAUGGUGACGCAAAUGUUGCAGAGAUAGAGGCCUUCUCACUUUGUAUUGACGCUGAGGAUGAGAAGAACUCUCUUGUGAGGAAACUCAUUGGUUUAGAUGAACUGUUAAUAACUGUGAGAGAUCGUCUUGAGGGCAAGGGCAGACUCUGAAUUCGCAGACUGUCAAUUCUACAGACAGAAGAUCGAGAUCGAAACAGAGAGCUGGUGGCAAAUGUGCAAGGGGAAGUUAUGGAGAGCUUUCUGCGCUAGCUGAAUAAGCCUAUCUAUUAGGAGUGAGUGAGUUUUUGUUGCGUUGGUACUUCAGGUUUUAGGUUCUGUGAUGAUGUUAUGUGCUAGGUUUCUGAAUAAACACUGAUGGCUGCGACCAUCAUUAGUAUUUGGUACGACUGGUUG